AUGUCCUCGUCAUUGAAUAAAGCCUGUGAUGUCUUUUUGGCUUCCACCUCGAUAUUGUCCCAUGAAUACGGAGUGCCUUCUAUAGACCACCGAGGAAGCCAAACCAAACCCACGGCUGCAACAUAUCCAAAGGACCAAGAGCUUUUAUUUCUAGAAUCAACUUAUCAGGAAAAGUAUCAAGUACUUACUGCUAAACUCAAUGAAUUAGUAUACUUGAAUUCGUUGAAUGAGUUGAAAAAAAAAUCGGCUGAAGAAAUUGAACGCCUUUAUAAAGAUAAAAUAGAAGAUAAUUUUGACUUAUUACCAAAUCACAACCUUGAUGGUAUUGAAUCUUUUUAUCAAAAUCAGAUUAAUGAGUUCCAAAAUAAGUCAUUAAUUAAUGGAUACUUACAAAGAGUUGCCCCGAUACUAAGAUCAAUUCAUCAUAACAACACAAACUUGACUGACACUGAGAUUAAUAUCAUGAAAAACUUACAAAUUGCUUUUUCGUCAAAUAAUAAAGAGGAAGAUGCAAAUAUUAAUAAAUUGAUUGAAAACUAUCAAAACAAUGAAGUUUCUGAAGAAACGUAUCUAGCAUUGAGAUCUAAAUUGGCAGAUUUAUUGGAAUUCGAGUUAAGGCCAAAAUUAAAGGAAUUUAAAGAAACAAACGAAAUAUUGAAAACAAAACAGAAUGAAUUGGUAAGCUUGAAACAAAGUAAGGUCAACCAAUAUACAAAGGGCUUAGAAACUGAUGACCCAAGUAAUCAGUUGCUGGAAGAUUUGAAAAAAUUACGACAUAAGUUUAAACAGUUGAUUGAAGAAUGGACUAAGAUUUCGAUUUUUUGUGAUUUAUUACCUAGUCUAAUAAUUGCCAGUCCUAAGAGUUGGUUCAAUGAUAAAACUCUAUUCAAUAUCAUAAAGUACUGUGAAGAUACUUCCGAAAAAUUCUCAAAAUAUCAACAAGUUAUUAAUAUUCAUAAUUUGAAAGAAUUUUCAAUUGAAAACUUACUCAUGGUAAACUUUGAUGAGUUAACACUUUCAGAUUACGAAGAAGAUGACUUGGAAGACGAUUAA
Molecule: messenger RNA, 1053 nt
Organism: Hyphopichia burtonii NRRL Y-1933
Lineage: Eukaryota; Fungi; Ascomycota; Pichiomycetes; Serinales; Debaryomycetaceae
Exons: 1
Coding region: 1-1053 (350 amino acids)
Source: RefSeq, a predicted model, not a curated record